Suillus paluster is the source of this 266-nucleotide messenger RNA. RefSeq lists its product as uncharacterized. The record is from RefSeq and is a predicted model, not a curated record. The coding region runs from base 62 to 262 and encodes 66 amino acids. Lineage: Eukaryota; Fungi; Basidiomycota; Agaricomycetes; Boletales; Suillaceae. The transcript has 3 exons.
UGACCAUUUCACUGCUGCCGUCAAUGCUAGUACUUUCUUUUAUAAAUUGGACAUUCAUUCUAUGUACGAGGAAUUUGUUGUGCUGUUCGGCUGGGAUCUCAAGUCUUUGUGGCAAACUGCAAACCAGCAACACUGUCAUGCGCUCUUUCUGGCAGGCAGAAUUGGAGCAGCUGUGGAAUCGUACCAAUCCAUCAUAGAGAAGAGUGAUGAAGCUACGAAUGGCAGCUUAUGUGCUUGGUUCACCGCUCUCAAGCUCCAGUAAGAGC